AUGGUUCAAUUCCAUCUCCUAUCCACAGUUUUUCCACAGCAUGAACAUGAAUAUAAGCGUUUUACGAACUUUGCCGAAUAUUUGAAGCAACUUGAAGUUAGCUUUUUGACUCUUACUGCUGCUAAGGCUAUCAAACCGGAAUUGAAAUUUGUGGUUGAUGGAGACAAGUGGAAGAUGACGUCAACUUCAACUUUUACCACGUGGUUGUGUGAAUUUUUGUUGGGUAAGAAAAGGAGCAGGCAGCUGCUGAUGGGCGUAGAUUGAAGGUUUUUUUAAUUUUUUGUUUUAAAAAUUUUUUUCUGGGUUUGUCUAAGUUUUGCCUGUCUAUGGUCCCUCUACCCGUGUCGAUUGAUGCCGAUUAAGUCGAUUGAUGUGUUAUUCAAAAAGCUCGUCGUCCUAGU
Molecule: messenger RNA, 401 nt
Organism: Meloidogyne enterolobii
Lineage: Eukaryota; Metazoa; Nematoda; Chromadorea; Rhabditida; Meloidogynidae
Source: the annotation of a GenBank genome assembly